AUGCCGGGCAAUUUGCUCGCCAUUCUUGGCACCAUCACUUCGGCCCUGACGGUGCUGAUUGGCCUCAUCUACGUCUACAAUAAGCCGCCAUCGUUCGAAUAUGUUUGGUCUGACUGCACCUGGACCUUUCCUGACAAAGAGAGUACCGACUGCAACAUGAAGUGGCAGAGCAAUUGGGGCGUGAUGUGCGUGCUGAAAUACACCCCGCUGAUCUUCGGCAUCCUGGGUUCAGCGAUGUUCCAACCUGGCAUGAUGCAGGUGGUGGGCUUCCCCCGCAACUUCUUGCAGUACGGCCUUUUCCUGUGGCUUCAAGGCUUCUACGGUGACAUGGGAUACUGUGGGAAGCUAGGUGUCAUCGUUGGCUUCCUUAGCUGCAUUGUUGGCACCAUUUGCUUGGUGGCAUCCCUCUUUGACCUCAAGAGCUCCAGGAUGAUGCGACUGGAGGAGGAAUUCAAGCACAUGUACGUGGAGGAGGAGCCAGGGAUGGAGUAUGCCUCUGUCGCAGGAGCCGGCGCAGUGCCAGUGAUGGCGGGAGUUGCUGGAGCAGCGGUUUCACCCAGCGCAAAGGGCCUCUUUGAAAAGUUUGACACAGAUGGCGAUGGAGUGAUCUCGAGACAGGAGUAUUCCUCGGGAAUUUCUGCCGGCCUGCGUCGCUAG
This is a messenger RNA of Cladocopium goreaui, 657 nucleotides long. Lineage: Eukaryota; Dinophyceae; Suessiales; Symbiodiniaceae. The record is from the annotation of a GenBank genome assembly.